CACAAGUGCGAAUAUUGCGUUAUAAAUACCCCAACGCCAAAACACAUUAUCCAAUAUAUCCACCUUCACCCUUCAUCUACAUAUGGAGUCUCUUUCUUGGAUUCUUUUAGCUACUGCAAUCUUCCUCCUUAUUUUUAAACUCUUGAACUACCCCAAUGGAACUAGAAAAAACCUUCCACCAGGUCCUCGACCAUGGCCUCUCAUCGGCAACCUUAAUCUAAUCGGCUCUCUCCCCCACCAGUCUCUCCACAAUUUAUCCCAAACAUAUGGCAAACUAAUGUACCUCAAGUUUGGAUCAUUCCCAGUUGUAAUAGCAUCAUCCCCAGAUAUGGCAAAGCUGUUCUUGAAAACCCAUGACCAUAUUUUCGCUUCCAGGCCGUUGACUGCAGCCGGAAAGUAUACCAGCUAUAACUACCAAGACAUUUUAUUCGCUCCAUCUACGGACCACUGGAAGCAAGGUAGGAAAAUCUACCUUAACGAGGUUUUUAGCCCAAAAAGACUUGAUUCCUCCGAAUACAUUCGUGUUCAAGAAACACAUGAUUUCCUAUCCGGUUUACAUGCAUUGUCUGGAGAUCCGAUCAUUCUAAAAGAACAUGUAUUGCGCAUGAUUCUAUGUCAGAUUAGCAGGACUGUAUUGGGUCGUAAGUACUUCAGCGAAUCAAAAGACAAUAAGGAAAGCUUGACACUCGAAGAAUUUCAAGAAAUGUUGGAUGAGUUCUCCGUGUUGAACGCAGCUUUUAAUCUUGGGGAUUGGAUCCCUUGGAUGGGGUUUAUGGAUUUGCAAGGUUAUGUAAAGAGGAUGAAGGCUUUAAGCAAGAGAUUUGAUAGGUUAUAUGAACAUGUUUUUAACGAGCAUAGGGGUAGGAUGAAAGAUGAAAAGGAGGGUUUUGUAGCGAGAGAUGUGGUUGAUGUGCUUUUGAAGUUGGCAGAGGAUCCUAAUCUUGAAGUCAAGCUCAAUAUUGACGCUGUCAAGGGGCUUACGCAGGAUUUGAUUGUGGGUGCAACUGAUACAACUACAACAACUAUAGAAUGGGCAAUGAGCGAACUUAUUAAACAACCUCAUCUAAUAAAAAAGGCAACCGAAGAGCUCGAUAGGGUGAUUGGUAAAGAGAGAUGGGUCCAAGAGACUGACUUCACAAACCUACCUUUCAUCGAUUUAAUUCUAAAGGAAACCAUGAGGCUGCACCCACCGGGGGUAUUACUAGCACCGCAUUUAGCACUUGAAGAUUGCAAAGUGGACAGAUACGACAUCGUAAAAGGCACAAUAGUUUUUGUCAACACAUGGAGUAUUGGAAGGGAUUCGGUUGUUUGGGAUGACGUGGACAGUUUCAGACCAGAGAGAUUUUUGGGUAGCGAUAUAGAUGUAAAAGGGCAACAUUUUGAGUUAUUGCCGUUUAGUUCGGGUAGAAGGAUGUGCCCUGGCUAUAGACUAGGGUUAAAGAUGAUGAGGUCACUAUUGGGAAACAUGUUGCAUGGGUUUAACUGGAAGUUGCCUGAAAAUAUGAGAUGUGAAGAUAUAAAAAUGGAGGAGGAUUUGAUUGUGGGUGCAACUGAUACAACUACAACAACUAUAGAAUGGGCAAUGAGCGAACUUAUUAAACAACCUCAUCUAAUAAAAAAGGCAACCGAAGAGCUCGAUAGGGUGAUUGGUAAAGAGAGAUGGGUCCAAGAGACUGACUUCACAAACCUACCUUUCAUCGAUUUAAUUCUAAAGGAAACCAUGAGGCUGCACCCACCGGGGGUAUUACUAGCACCGCAUUUAGCACUUGAAGAUUGCAAAGUGGACAGAUACGACAUCGUAAAAGGCACAAUAGUUUUUGUCAACACAUGGAGUAUUGGAAGGGAUUCGGUUGUUUGGGAUGACGUGGACAGUUUCAGACCAGAGAGAUUUUUGGGUAGCGAUAUAGAUGUAAAAGGGCAACAUUUUGAGUUAUUGCCGUUUAGUUCGGGUAGAAGGAUGUGCCCUGGCUAUAGACUAGGGUUAAAGAUGAUGAGGUCACUAUUGGGAAACAUGUUGCAUGGGUUUAACUGGAAGUUGCCUGAAAAUAUGAGAUGUGAAGAUAUAAAAAUGGAGGAGGUGUAUGGACUAUCUACAAAAAGAAAGUUCCCGUUAGUUGCUGUAUUAGAGCCUCGGUUGCCUAGUCAUAUGUAUCACUCAUUAAGUGGAACGACGAUUUAGGGAGAAAAACAAUAUUUUCCUAAUUAUUUCGUGUUUAAUUUUUUUUAUUAGGUUACAAGUUACAACCCCUGAAAAUUACAGA
This is a messenger RNA of Lactuca saligna, 2261 nucleotides long. The record is from the annotation of a GenBank genome assembly. Lineage: Eukaryota; Viridiplantae; Streptophyta; Magnoliopsida; Asterales; Asteraceae.